GAGGAGGAAGAAGAAGAAGAAGGUUGUCCUGAAGGAAGGGGGAUCAUACAUUUCAUCAUGGCCGGUGAACAAAAGGUAACCGUUAGUUUUUUGGUGGACAAGGCGAAGAAAAGGGUGGUGCUGGCCGAAGCGGACAGCGACUUUGUAGACAUGCUCUUCAGCUUCCUCACCCUGCCACUGGGAACCGUCGUCAGGCUCCUCAACAACCAAUCUAAUUUUGGAUGCAUGGACAAAUUGUAUGGGAGCGUCGAGACUCUUGAUGUGCGCAAUUUCCAGACUGAGGCAUGCAAGACCAUGCUUCUCUUCCCUCAAAGCGCUGCAGCUGAACGAUGCGAAGAUCUGAAAGUAAAUAUUGAUAGCACGGAGCCUAAGCCGAGGCUUGCCUAUGCUUGUCGAAAGCCCGAUUGUUGUUCCAAGGCCACCUGCUUGGCUAGCUCUGUUUCGAAUGCACGGUGUCCUCACUGCCGAGAAACUAUGGAUUCACCUAAAACGUGGGCUAAAGGGGAUGUGCAAUUUGUCAAGAGUGGAGAUAAGUUUAUGAUUACCGAUGACCUUCUUAUAAGUCUAUUUUCUAUGGAGAAUUACCUGUCUUUAAUUCAGAAACUGGGAGUAGAAGAUGCAUGCAUUCUCGAGGAGAAGGUUAUGGAUCUUGGUAGAGAAGAGGUGAGUCUUUUGACUUUAAAAUUAUGAAUUGCAAUUACAUAUGUACUACGAUGAGAGAUAAGAAUCGUUGGUAUAUAGACCAAACACUUUUGGUGAUGAGUAAUCAGCUGGCUAGUGAAAGAAAGAUAAUUGAAUUUAUCAAUGGUCUAAUUAGUACUUUCUCUA
This is a messenger RNA of Asparagus officinalis (garden asparagus), 828 nucleotides long. RefSeq lists its product as uncharacterized. The coding region runs from base 58 to 690 and encodes 210 amino acids. Lineage: Eukaryota; Viridiplantae; Streptophyta; Magnoliopsida; Asparagales; Asparagaceae. The record is from RefSeq and is a predicted model, not a curated record. The transcript is spliced from 2 exons.